Molecule: messenger RNA, 1915 nt
Organism: Triticum aestivum (bread wheat)
Lineage: Eukaryota; Viridiplantae; Streptophyta; Magnoliopsida; Poales; Poaceae
Product: rab GTPase-activating protein 22
Exons: 11
Coding region: 278-1543 (421 amino acids)
Biological process (GO): activation of GTPase activity
Molecular function (GO): GTPase activator activity
Source: RefSeq, a predicted model, not a curated record
GUCCUCUCUCUCCCCACUCCCGACCGGACCCGGCCAAAUUUAGCCGUUACACCACCUCUGACCUCUCUCCACAACACACGUCACACACACAGAUCGAUCGAUCGAUCGAGGAGGCGGAGGAGCAUCCCGAUCCUUAUCCGCCCGGCGAUCUUCGUCCGCCGUCCCGGCCCGGCCAGCCGCAAGCCCCGCCGGUCGCCGGCGUCUGGACCGAUCCGUCUCCGAUCUGGUCGAUUGAGGAGGAGGAGGAAGGGGAUCGAGAAGAGGAGGGGCGGGCAAGAUGAUGUUCUUGGCGUGCUGCUACAACGACCCGGACAUGCUCAUCGAUCCGGAGACCAUCUACCCCACCCGCGCCGACUGCACCGACGCCCCCAAGUCCCGCUUCAAGCCCAUGCCUCGCCGCACGCUGAGUCCGAGGAGAUGGAAGCUGCUGUUCAACGAGGAGGGCUGCCUCGACGCGGCUGGAAUGAUCAUGAGAGUACAGCGUGGGGGUGUCCACCCAAAUAUCAAAGGAGAAGUUUGGGAGUAUUUGCUGGGUUGUUACGACCCUAAAAGCACUACUGAACAGAGGAACCAGUUGCGGCAACAGAGAAGGUUAGAAUAUGAGAAACUGAAAACAAAGUGCCGAGAGAUGGACACAACAGUUGGUAGUGGAAGGGUAAUUACUAUGCCUGUCAUAACAGAAGAUGGCCAGCCUAUCGAGGAUCCUAACGCGACUGGAGAACAACCAACCAAUAAUGGACCGCUCACGAAAGAAGUUAUUCAAUGGAAACUUCUUCUGCACCAAAUUGGUCUCGAUGUUAAUCGAACUGACCGUACACUAGUUUAUUACGAGAGCCAGGAGAACUUGGCACGACUGUGGGACAUUCUUACAGUGUACGCAUGGGUGGACACUGACAUCGGUUACUGUCAGGGAAUGAGUGAUCUUUGUUCACCAAUAUCAAUCAUUUUGGAACAUGAAGCGGAUGCUUUUUGGUGCUUUGAACGGCUGAUGCGCAGAGUGCGUGAAAAUUUCAAGAGUACUUCUACCUCAAUUGGAGUUCGAUCUCAGCUGACCACCUUGUCAACAAUAAUGAAAACUGUUGAUCCAAAGCUACAUGAGCAUUUAGAAAAUCUUGAUGGAGGUGAAUACUUAUUUGCCUUUCGGAUGCUGAUGGUUAUUUUUCGUAGAGAGUUCUCUUUUAUAGACACAAUGUACCUUUGGGAGCUCAUGUGGUCUAUGGAGUACAAUCCAGGUUUUUUUUCAAUGUUGGAGAGUAACACGGGCCCACCAAAUGAAAAAGAUGAAAAUACCCUAAAACAGUGUGGAAAGUUUGAAAGGAAAAAAUUGCAGGCAGCCAAGCAAGAGGAGCAGAUCCCUCUAUCGGUCUUUGUUGUAGCUAGCGUCAUAGAGGCUAGAAACAAGCGGUUACUGGGGGAGGCAAAAGGUCUCGACGAUGUCGUCAAGAUUUUGAAUGAAAUCACUGGAAGCCUGGAUGCAAAAAAGGCAUGUAGAGGGGCAUUGACAAUUCAGGAGAAGUACCUAACCACAGUAAAAGCAUCAUAGCGGCGUGUACAGGAAAGCAUCCUUAGCAACAAGAUUCGAUUGGUCUUUUUUUCUUUUUACUGGAGAAACAGCUGUAUGGCAGAAAAUUUUCCAUUUUUCAUAUGUGUAUGUUCUGUAAUUUUUUGACCCACCAUGUAAUUUGGCACUUGCACAAAAGGGAAAUGAAUACCAGUGGGAUUGUUCAGGAAUAAAGGUUGCAUUUGUUGUAGAGUUAAAAUACCAGUAGGAUUAUCUGUUAGCAAGGUUUGCUGCUCCUCAUAAAUAUACUUCAAACACUUCAAGUCUCAACUGUUGUUGCAUACAUCGAGAUAUGUAAAAUUUUUCCUUUCAGCGAACUAUGUUCCUGGAGUUAAAUUUUGUUUUGGUUCUUUA